Erythranthe guttata (spotted monkey flower) is the source of this 1748-nucleotide messenger RNA. It is a transcript of the gene PGPS2, whose product is annotated as phosphatidylglycerolphosphate synthase 2. The record is from RefSeq and is a predicted model, not a curated record. Gene Ontology annotation, cellular component: membrane; chloroplast envelope. Gene Ontology annotation, biological process: glycerophospholipid biosynthetic process. Gene Ontology annotation, molecular function: CDP-diacylglycerol-glycerol-3-phosphate 3-phosphatidyltransferase activity. NCBI's taxonomy places the organism in Eukaryota, Viridiplantae, Streptophyta, Magnoliopsida, Lamiales, Phrymaceae.
AGCUGGAUCAGCUCUGCUAACAUAAGCCUCACGCUAACGUGAGCCCCCAUGCGCAAUUAACCUAUACUCUUCUCUACCCACCAUGCCAGGCGCACUCAAAUUCACCAAUUUCACCAUCUUUCACUCUCACAAAUUGAUCAACAGUUUCUCGUCUCCGAUCCCUUCCGCCGCCGUCGAUUCGGGGAAAAUUCUCCGGCGCAAUUACUUCGCCGGCUGGUGGUGUAGGACGACCCCAUGCUCAACCCCCGCGCUCGGUGGCACCACCCCCAAACUUUUCCCUACCCGUCGGAAUCACUACCGGAAUCUCAGCUUCUACACCUCCGAUUCUAGGAAUAAGGGGCAAGACAGUCAUUUUCAUCGCACAACGAAAAACAAUUUCGGAACUCAAAUGGGCGCCGGUGUCAAUUGCAAGGUCGAUACCGCAUCUGACGUGUCACCGCCGCAUAAAACGCCGCCGCCGCCGGAUUCGUCUAGAUUGCUCACGUUGCCCACGAUCUUGACGAUCGGCCGCGUCGCCGCAGUCCCGCUCCUCGUCAGCACCUUUUAUGUUGAGAGUUGGUGGGGACCACCUGCCACGGUCGGAAUUUUCAUAGUGGCUGCCGCUACAGAUUGGCUUGAUGGAUACCUUGCUCGAAAGAUGAAAUUGGGUACUCAAUUUGGAGCAUUUUUGGAUCCAGUGGCUGAUAAGCUCAUGGUAGCUGCCACCUUGAUCUUAUUGUGUACCAAACCCUUUGAAGCUGGCAUGUUUGGACAAGCACCAUGGCUAUUGACUGUGCCUGCAAUUGCCAUAAUUAGUAGAGAGAUAACCAUGUCUGCAGUCAGGGAAUGGGCUGCUUCUCGCAACAGAAAGCUCUUAGAGGCCGUUGCAGUUAAUAACUUGGGGAAAUGGAAAACUGCGACACAAAUGUGUGCUUUGACUGCCCUUUUGGCUGCCAGAGAUGGAAGUCUUGCAGGGGCAGAAAUUCUUGUUUCUUCUGGGGUAGUGUUGCUCUACUUUUCAGCAUGGCUUUCGUUGUGGUCAUUGGUUGUGUAUAUGAGAAAGAUAUGGAGAGUGCUGCUGCUAUAGUUGUAUUUUUUGGUUCAUAUCAUUUAUAUAACCGAGACUGGAGCCAUCUUUUGCUAUACGGAAAGUUGGUGCUUCCUCUGUAUGGAUCAAGUGCUGAGAUUCUUCAUCUUCGUUUGGGUUCAAACUCCUGAAAGUUGUAUGGUUUAGGAAGGGGCAAUCAAAUACACGGGGUGAAAAUAGCUCUCAUCUGUCGUCUUUUUGAGAGUGACCUAAAAUCAUUGACAGAGCAAUAUUUGGAUAUUCGAAGUCUUCCACCCUCCAGCAACCAUUUUGUUGGGGAUAGACUGGGUGCACAUGCUUAUUGUUGGUCCCUUCGGUAUCAUAAUCGUUUUCGCAGCUCUUAACUUCAUUUGUUCGUAAAGAGUCUGCACUAAUUUAACUUAAAUUACUUGAUUUUUAAUGUUUUUUUCUCUUUAUAAUUGUAAAGUGGUGGCUGUCUGUUCGAGCUCGAAAUGCCGGUUUAUUGGAGCUUUAAAUUCUUCGGUUAUUUUCUAUUGACUCAUGUUGCAAAAAUUGUGGUUGCAUGUACUUCCUAAUUGGCCUUCACACUUUAAAUUUAAUUAUGUAUUGUACAGGAGCCUGUGUUAAAUGGACAUUCCAAGGCUUUACUUUACAUGCUUUACGGUUUUAGACUCGAGGUUGUUCUUUUUCGUUUGGGUAAAUUAUGAAGUAGCCCCUCUUA